Messenger RNA from Kwoniella shivajii, 1521 nucleotides. RefSeq lists its product as uncharacterized. Bases 1 to 1521 code for a protein of 506 amino acids. The transcript has 7 exons. The record is from RefSeq and is a predicted model, not a curated record. Gene Ontology annotation, cellular component: preribosome, large subunit precursor. Lineage: Eukaryota; Fungi; Basidiomycota; Tremellomycetes; Tremellales; Cryptococcaceae. Gene Ontology annotation, biological process: rRNA processing; ribosomal large subunit assembly. Gene Ontology annotation, molecular function: rRNA binding.
AUGGCUAGACCAAGGAGAAAGAACAGGACGCACUUGAAGGGACCCGCAAAGGGAGAGACAGAGGAGAAUGUACCUAAAUCAUUCGUGAUAAAAUCUGGAGCGGUGACGAAAUCGAUAACUCAACUAGUCCGAGAUACAAGGAAAAUAAUGGAACCCAACACAGCUACACGAUUAAGAGAGAGACCCAAUGCUAGGUUAAGAGAUUAUCUGACUAUUGCACCUUCGCUCAAAGUGACCCACUUAAUGGCUUUCACCUUGACAGAUGCUGCAAACGUUCAUCUUAGAGUAGCUAGAUUACCUCAAGGUCCUACUUUGACAUUCAGAGUGAAUAAAUAUAGUUUGAUGAAGGAUCUGGUCAAUUCAUCUUUGAGGAAUGUUGGUAAAUCUCCCGGAGGCGAAUACCGUAAUCCACCGUUGUUGGUUAUGAACAAUUUUCAGCAACCUGCGAACGGAAGUGCGUUACCGCAAUUACGAUUGAUGAGUACCAUGUUCCAAGGAUUAUUCCCACCUAUCCAGGUUGAGAAGUCCGCCUUACCUACCUUCCGACGAGUACUCCUUCUUUCUUAUUCUCAUCAGACAGGAUGUAUAUCAUUCCGACAUUUCACAAUAACGGUUCGGCCACAUGGAGUCUCAAGAAGAGUACGGAAAUUACUUACUACAACAGGUACGGUCAAAGUAUCACGUAAAGCGCCGAACCUAUCAAACACAGAAGACAUAGCGGAUUAUCUAUUGAGAAGAGCAGGAUCAGAGACAUCAAACCUAACAGGACAAUCUGGGUAUGAUAGUAUGUCUGAAACGGAAGCUAGUGAAGGUGAAUCAGAUACAAACGCAAUUGAAUUACCUGAAGAUUACGUUGGAAGAGGUAAUAAAAAAGGUGAAAGGAAAGCAGUCAGAUUAAUCGAGACUGGACCUAGAAUGGAAUUGAGAUUAAUCAAAGUCGUCGAAGGUUUAGUGGGAAGUAAAAAAGGUGAAGGUGAAACUGUUUUCCAUGAGUUUGUUCAAAAAUCGAAAUCAGAAGCUGUAUCAAUGCAGGAAUCACAUGAACAAAGAAGAGCAGCCAAAGAUGCUCGAAGAGCAGAACAAGCAGCUAAUGUAGCUAGGAAGAAGGCUGAAAAGACGAAAUCCAAACCGAAAAGAAAAUCAGCUGAAGGUGAAGAUGAUGAAGAAGAAGGAGAAGAUGAAGAAUCUUCAGAAGGUGAUUUGGAUGUUGAAGGUCUAUCAGACAUUGAUCCAGAAGAAGAACUACAAAGACUCAGAGACAGAAAAGUCAAUUUCAAAGGUCAAAAUCAAGCAGGUGACGAUGAUUAUGACGAUGAAGAUGAAGAUGAUGAUUUCGAAUACGAAGAUAGAGUAAAUCAAGCUGAUCAACAGGAAGAUAUAGAUGAUUGGGAUGCAGAUGUUGGCGCAGCAGAUGUAAGCUCUGAAGAGGACGAAGAAGAACAAGGUGGGAACGAAAGUAGUGAAAGUGAGGGUGAAGCUCCUCCACCUCCAAGGAAAAAGAGAUCAAAUGGGAAAAAGUGA